AUGAAAAGAAGUAAAGAAGCAGCUCAUAAUUAUGGCAUUGAUGACUAUAAAACAGGAAAUCUGAAGGGUCCAAUGUUAAAUAGCUAUGACAAAGAGCUUAAAAAUCCAUUCUCUAAUCAGCUAAGGGAGGUUGGCAAAAAUAAAUCAAUAAGGAAGAAAAAGAGAGAAUAUCAAAAUGAAAUUCAAGGGAACCCUUUUGCCAAUUCUAAUUUACGAGAUAAUGAUCAAGAAAAUGUUCUACCCAGUGUGUCAUCUUUAAGUCACGACAAGACCAAUGUAACUGAUGAGAAAGGGAAACCGUAUUCAAAAAGGACAGUGAGAUUAGGUACGAUACGAUAUCAGUUGCUACGGCCUAGUCAAGUGGAAGUAUUGAGCCGACCGGAGGUUGCACGAAAAAGAGUAGCUUGUCAACUCUACUUUCUUAACCAUUAUAUUUCAUUUAUAGAUUACCAUAAAUUACGAAAAGAGCGUUUAAACCAGUUUGCUCAAUGCAGUCAGGAUUUAAAAGCUUCAAAACAAAAAAGAUUAUGGAAAGAGCACUGCGGACGAGAACGAGCCUUUUUAAGGAAACAAAGGACUAAAGUUCAAAACAAUCAUUUUGAUUUACUCGUAAAACUUGGACAAGGCGGUUAUGGGUCUGUUUGGUUAGCCAAGAAGAAAGAUACCCAUGAAUUUGUAGCAUUGAAAAUGAUGAAAAAAGCAGUUUUACAACAAAUGGGUGAAGUACGGCACAUCUUAACCGAGAGAGAUGUUUUGACAAACACAAAUUCUGAAUGGCUUACCAAACUGUUUUACGCCUUCCAAGAUCAAAGUUGUGUAUACUUGGCGAUGGAAUAUGUACCAGGAGGAGACUUUCGAACAUAUUUAGCCAUGCACGGGUUGCUUCGUGAAAGACAGAUUCGAUUUUAUCUAGCCGAGAUGUUUAUGGCAGUCAAUGAAGUCCAUAAAUUAGGCUAUACACAUAGAGAUUUGAAGCCAGAAAAUUUCUUAAUUGACAAAAAUGGGCAUUUAAAGUUGGGGGACUUUGGACUCAGUACAGGACUUGUGAACAGUGCCCAAAUCCGAAAGCUUAGAAAAAACCUUGCGAUUGCAGAGGCUCCAAAAAAUGCCUAUUUAACACAGCGGCAACGGAAAAACAUAUACAAAGCUUUUUUAGAGAGGAAUGGAUACCGGGCAAAUUCGAUUGUCGGAUCUCCUGAAUAUAUGGCUCCGGAGGUAAUCUAUGGAAAUGGUUAUGACAAAACUGUAGAUUAUUGGUCUCUGGGGUGCAUUCUGUAUGAAUGCGCUGCAGGUUAUCCACCAUUUUCCGGGGCGACAACCCAAGAGACAUGGACGAAUCUCUAUUUUUGGAAAGAUGUUUUGCAAAGACCGGAAAAAAGCAGGAAUGAUCAGUAUGACAAGUCGGCCGUUUGUAUUUCAGACAAUGCUUGGUCAUUUAUUUUAAAAUGCCUAGGUGAGCCGGAGAUGCGAUUUCAAAGUAUGUCGGAAGUUCAAAAGCAUCCAUACUUUUCAAAGAUUCAUUGGAAUCAUUUGAGGAGUCACGGAAGGCCACCGUUUAUACCUCAUUUGAGCGAUCAAUUGGAUACAUCGCAUUUUGAUGAUUUUUCAAACGAAGCGGUUAUGGAAGCAUAUAAAGAUGUCUACGAUAAGCAAAGGAUGAUGGAAGAAAAAAUGCGCAAGUGCCAUGGAUUCGUCAACCAGCGUCCCUUCCAAGGGUUUACGUAUAAGCAUCGUACUAGUCAGUUAAAGCCAGCCAAGCAAGAAGAAGGAAACGAGUGGAAAAAGAAGCGCGAGAGUAAGCCAAAGAAAAAAAAGACGAAGGAUCGUGUGUACAGGAAUGAAUUGGCUGCUUUGUCUAAUUCAUCAUCCGAAGCCGUUCCCUUGUAUCAUGAGCUGAAAGCGGAGAAGAAAAGACAAGGUGGAAGGCAGAAAUUGCAUCCAAAUGAUUAUUUGAGGAGGAAGGAAAAGGAUUACUAUGAAGUUUUGUUUUGA
Molecule: messenger RNA, 1992 nt
Organism: Schizosaccharomyces osmophilus
Lineage: Eukaryota; Fungi; Ascomycota; Schizosaccharomycetes; Schizosaccharomycetales; Schizosaccharomycetaceae
Gene: mug27
Product: meiosis specific serine/threonine protein kinase (NDR family) Mug27/Slk1
Exons: 3
Coding region: 1-1992 (663 amino acids)
Biological process (GO): peptidyl-serine phosphorylation; intracellular signal transduction
Cellular component (GO): spindle pole body
Molecular function (GO): ATP binding; protein serine/threonine kinase activity
Source: RefSeq, a predicted model, not a curated record